Molecule: messenger RNA, 2865 nt
Organism: Pogonomyrmex barbatus (red harvester ant)
Lineage: Eukaryota; Metazoa; Arthropoda; Insecta; Hymenoptera; Formicidae
Gene: Tdrd3
Product: Tudor domain containing 3
Biological process (GO): mRNA processing
Cellular component (GO): nucleus; cytoplasm
Molecular function (GO): RNA binding; protein binding
Source: RefSeq, a predicted model, not a curated record
CACACACGCUCGCACCGAGUAUGCAAGAUGGCGACGAGUGUUUUCAGAUUGAAUAGGUGCGGUUCCUACGUUUGAGUGUUUUGUUGAUCGCCGCACCGGUGCGAUUCUGUCUCAAGCCGUGCCUGCGGAAAUCGCAGCUCGACGAGAUUCGAGGUGCUCGAACGGCCGAAUCGUCGUGAUCUCCGAGGGCUCGAUUUUCCUCCGACGAUCCGCCGUGUCGCACCUUGAAACGCGUGUCAGCUGUCAGAUGUUUGUAUACGCGCGGUCGCGUGCGACGAGUUGCACAUUCACGAACGGCACGUAAUAAAGAGACGGUGGCUGCGUCGAUUCAAUGAGACGCGAGCGAAUUUUCCUUGUCGAACAGAGAGCGAGAAUUCUGUACGGACAUGGAGAGUUUGGAGGCAUUGGGAUGGUAUUUGUCUGAUCAUGGUUAUAAUAUAGCAACCGAUUCGGGUAACGUGACGGAUAUGCAGAAGAUAGUAAAACGACUGUUAGACCUCGACUUGAGAGAGAUUGGCAGUGGAAAUGGAGAUAUCAGUCAGGGUAAUAUUGUGCUACAAAUACAAAAAAUACGUAACGUAUCUGCACCCAAAGGAAAUGAGGAAUCGAAGGCAGCCCCUCGAAUGUUAAAAUUAUCGUUGACAGAUGGAAAAAAUAAUUUUCAAGCCUUAGAAGUUGAACAUAUAUCGACUUUAAGUUUAAAUACGCCACCUGGUACAAAGAUAUUAAUAAAGUCAGGAACUUUACCUGUGUCGCACGGUCUUCUUUUAUUGAGACCAUCUCAUUUAGUUUCUGUACUUGGAGGAAAAGUUGCCAAUUUAGUGGAAAAGUGGGAAUUAAAUAAGAAAUUGGCUUCACACACUCGAGUAAGAUCUGCUGAAGAAGGUGGACCACCACCAUGGAUUCCAUUUGGUAAAAAAAUAAUAAAAGUUUCAGAACAAGAUAAGAACUUCAAAGCUUUAGUGGAAAAAGAAAAGUCUAAUAAGGAGAAUACAGAAUUCGAGGCUCAACGUAAGGAUGCAAUAGCAGAAGCUGCCAAGCAGGGCAGUAAGAAAGUAUUUGGCGGUGGAAAUAAACAGUUAUUAGAUCACAGCGUACAAAAAAUUGUAGACCAUGGAUUUACCAUAGAGCAAGCGGAAUAUGCUUUGAGAGUUAACAGAAAUAAUGUAGAUAAAGCUCUGAGAAGCCUGCAAAGGACCGAUAGCAAACACAAUAACACUAAAGAAUCUCGAGAACCGCGAGAACCACGUGGUAAACGAGAGAAGAAAACCGAGGAGAGUAAACCUAGUAGCGGAAAAAUAUCCCUAUUCGAUUUUCUCGAAGAUAAACUACCUGUGCAACCAGAAAGCGUCGAAACAACCAAUUCGUCGCAAAACAACUACGUGCAAAAUAAUGAAAGCAAUCAAGAUCGUUUCGAAUCGAGAGGUACCGAUACACAAAGUGGAAGAGGUGGACGAAAUCAAAAAGGUGGCCGUAGUUAUCAACCUCCUCCGAGAUAUUCAGAGGAACAUAAAAAUAGUAAACGAACGAACAACAGUAAUUCCAACAUGUACUCGCAAUAUAAUGGCGCUAGUCACGCACAGCAGAACAAACCACCACGGUUUCAACGUAACCAGGAACCUCAGUAUCAGUAUCAGCACGAUGGCGGCAGAGAAGCGUAUCAGAAAUCUUCUCAGCCGAAUGAUUACAGAAAUACGUUUGCUCAGUCGCGUGUUAGUAAUGCAAAUGCCAGCGAUAGUGGUAAUGAUAACUAUAACAAGAUUCAAACUGAGUUACAAGGAAAGAAUCUCGGUAGCAACAGAAAUUAUAAUCACCUCGAGUCCGAGGCGAGAAAUAGGCAUUCUUAUGAUGCUUCUUAUAAUAGGCAUAAUCGAGUGCAACAAAACGGAACCCCUAAAGUAUAUUCAUCUAAUGCAAAUGAACAAAAUUUUAAGAAUCAACCUAGAUAUCAGUCAAAUAGUAACAUUGGGAAUAAGAUGUCCAUGAAUUUCAAUAUACAUAAAAGUGAAAAUAAUUACAGUAGUCACAACGUCAACAAUACGUGGGUAUGGCGAGUAGGUGACAAAUGUAUGGCUAAGUACUGGGAGGAUAAUAGGUAUUACAAUGCCGAAGUCACUGGGGUAUCUGAGAGGACUUGCGUAGUGCAAUUUAAGGGAUUUGAAAACUAUGAGGAAGUGCUCCAGGUGGAUUGUAUACCAAUAACAGAUGACUUUCAGAUUCAGGAUCAGGUUUCGGAUACAAGGCGGCAGGAUCAGCGUUUUAACAAUCGACAGCCGCGUUACGAUCAGAGUCACAAUCACAUAAAUGCAGGCAUGGAAUUUCGACGAGGUGGAAGCGGUGCCGUUGGUGGGAAUAAGGGAUACAAUAAAAAACGAAAUCAACAACGGAGCACGCAACCGAUUUAUCAACCGCCAGCGCAAAGAGGCCACAAUUCUCUGCCAGUUAAUAAUCAAAAUAAUAUUCAACAUAAUUCUUUUCUUUAAUGUAAUUCUAGUCUCUUUAGUAAAAGAAGGAAAUUCAGAUCGUGCUAAAUAUUAAGGCAAUUACAAUACAAGGCAAUUCGCUAUUGAGGAUUAAUCUAACAGGUUGCCACACUAAUCCGGAGAGUUUAGAUACCGUUGAUAUUAAUAGGCAGCGAGUUGUGUGCCAGUUUUUAUUUAUGAAAUGCGCAACGACUCGAUAAAAAGCAAGUUGGUUUUUCACGAAAGGAAAGAAUUAGGGAACUCUUAUUGUAAAAUAUCGACUGUGUUCUUGAAAUAUUAUACUAUUUGUAUUGUAGAAAAAUUGGUUCUUACUACUGCAGAGCAGGGCAAUAUCUGUACCUCGUCCACUUUAGCUAUAUAAUACAGUUAUAAUGAAAUCCUU